This is a messenger RNA of Caenorhabditis remanei, 279 nucleotides long. RefSeq lists its product as uncharacterized. Lineage: Eukaryota; Metazoa; Nematoda; Chromadorea; Rhabditida; Rhabditidae. The record is from RefSeq and is a predicted model, not a curated record. Gene Ontology annotation, cellular component: mitochondrion. Gene Ontology annotation, molecular function: ATPase inhibitor activity. Gene Ontology annotation, biological process: negative regulation of ATP-dependent activity. Bases 1 to 279 code for a protein of 92 amino acids. The transcript has a single exon.
AUGCUCAGCGUUUCAAGAGCCGCAACCCGUUUGACUGGUGUCGUCGCACGCUUUUCGACCGGCGGACACGGAGAUGGUGCCGGACGCGGUGGUGGCUCCGGUGGAUCGAUUCGCGAUGCUGGAGGCGCGUUCGGAAAGAUGGAGGCCGCCCGUGAGGACGAGUACUUCUACAAGAAGCAGAAGGCUCAACUUCAAGAGCUCCGCGAGCACAUUCAACAGGAGGUCGACCAUCACAAGAACCAACUUGAGAACCACAAGAAGGUAGCGGAUGGAUUUUAG